This is a messenger RNA of Episyrphus balteatus (marmalade hoverfly), 3382 nucleotides long. It is a transcript of the gene Myc, whose product is annotated as myc protein. Gene Ontology annotation, molecular function: RNA polymerase II cis-regulatory region sequence-specific DNA binding; protein dimerization activity; DNA-binding transcription factor activity, RNA polymerase II-specific. NCBI's taxonomy places the organism in Eukaryota, Metazoa, Arthropoda, Insecta, Diptera, Syrphidae. The coding region runs from base 1119 to 3266 and encodes 715 amino acids. Gene Ontology annotation, biological process: regulation of transcription by RNA polymerase II. The record is from RefSeq and is a predicted model, not a curated record. The transcript is spliced from 3 exons.
AUGUAUGUGUGAAAACUCUGAGUGCUAGACGACAAUAUUGCCGUUUGCUGCUGCCGUGCCGGCCGCCAAGUUACCGCACUAAAAAUUCACAAAAUUCACAACCAAACGGUCGGGCAGACAGAAAACCUGCGAAUAGUUCGUCUUUAGCGCGCUGGUUGUAAAGGCGUCUUUUUCUCAAAGCGCUCUGACUUUUCUUCCUCUCCAUAUUCAAAUCCGUUGAAUGUGUUCUUUAAAAAAAAAAACUUCUUCGGACAGAUAAAAAAAUAUUUGUGGGAAAAUAAAUAAUAAUAAAAAUAUAUUUUCAAAUAAAAUAUAUUUAAAACAACAACAAAACCGCUAUAAAAAAUUAUAACAGUUUGCAAAAAAAAAUAACCAAAACCUUUUUUUUUUUUUUGAAUUUUUCCUGACGUGAAAACUUAUAAUAAAUUCCCUCAAAGGCAAUUUAAGAGAGAGAAAAAAUCACAAGUUUAAAAAAAAACCGCAAAUUAUAACAGUAAAACAAACAAACAUACAAAUUAAAAAAAAAAAAAAACUCCCGCAAUUAUUUCUAUUACAUCUCCAUAUUGUUGAAUACAGAGAAGAGAAAAAAAAAAAAUAAAACAAAAGAAAGUGUCCAUCCGUGGUGUCAUGCAUAUACCAUCAACAAUCUGUAAACACCACCAUUGUCAGCAGCAUCCUUUUAACAACAACUACUACCAGCAAAUAAUAACAACAACAACUACAACAUUAAAAACGAGCUCUAAUAAAAAACAAAAUUUUGCCGCUAGUCAAAGAUUAAUCGAAGCAACAAAAAACAUCAUUGUUCCCUUGAAGAGAAUAUUUUUUAUAAGAAGUUCGCGAAUUUUACUGCAAAAGUGUCAAAAACUGUGUUGGUGAGAAAGAAAGAGAGAGAAUUUUUUUUUUGAAUUUUGUUAAAAAAAUAAAGGACAUUUUAACAAAAAAAAUUUAAACAAACAAAAUAAAUACUAAAAAAAAAAGUGUGAUAAAUAUUUUUCCUUGGAUUAAAUCAAUUACCGUUGGACGGUAAUUUGGAAUUUUCUUAAGAGCCCCAUAGUGCUAAGAAAAUAACAUUGUAUUAAAAAACUUUGAUACAGAAGUAAAAGAAAUACUAAAACAAAAUGACGCAGUUUUAUCCAAGCGCUUUUAGCUCAUCAAAUUCGCUCUUAGAACCCGAUUGGACCGAUAGCGAUGCCUUCGGUCAGGGUUAUGGUAUCAUUAGCGCUGAUCCAGAAGAACUCUUCGAAGGUUUAUGCUCGAUACCGCGCUCGAUAUGCGACGAUAUAAGACUCCUCGAAUCGGGUGGUCCCAUUGAAUUUCCCGGUAGUGAAAAUUCAGAUUUUGAUGAUACAACACUACCAGAAAUUCGCAAUUAUAAUUGUAUGUGGUCGGGCAAAUGUUCCCCGGAAAAUAGAUCAUCAAAUUCAACAUCAAGUGAUAGCAAUGUAUCAGAUUCAGUACCAAUGGCAGCAAUUAUAAAUAAUAAUCAUAAAAUGAUUGCAACAGUUAUUAAAACAGAACCCAUUGAUGAAACAGAAAAUCAUUUAAGACUUAUAACACGUCAAAGUCAACAACAUCAAAUACAGACUCAACAACAACAACAACAAAAUACAAAUCAACAGAGCAUGCAAAAAAUACCGCCUGGCACGUCACUAUUAUUGAAUUCAAGAAAAACGACAACGACGACAACGACGACAACAAUGAUGACAAACCAGCAGCUAACGACACAGCAACAGCAACAGAUUCACAAGAAAUCUAAAAUAAGCAACAGUAUACAAAAUCCAGUGAUACAGACAACGGAAUUCUUACGUGAUCGCGAUUUAAUGGCUUCAUCAUAUACAUCGCCCACCACAUUCGGCCGGCCCGAUACACCGCACAGUUUAGAAGAAGACGACGACGAUGCCACUGAGUUCAAACAUUCAUAUGAUUUGACUGCAUGUGUCAUGGGAUCAAAUAAUAUCUCACUAUUGGAUUCAAAUGAUCCUGACAAAAUGAUGGCCAUUAAUAGAUUGCGCGAACAGUUGGAAGAUACAACAACAAUUACAACAAAAAUCGAACCCAAUCAUGUUGAAGAUGGCUCACUGGCGGAUGUACUAAGUGUCAUUGUUAAAGAUAGCAUAUAUGAUAAGAAUUGUCGUAUUAAAGAAGAAGAUGAGGGUUUCUUUGAUCGGCAAUAUUCAUCGUCGUCACAACAAAAUAAUAGUUCGGCGGGUGAUUGGGAUUCAUCGGAUGAUGCAUCAUCGUUUGAUGGAGAUGCAACUUCAUUGUUAUCGAAAAGAAGUGGUUGCUCUUCGUCUAUGUCGUUUUCUUCGUCGAAUGUGAUUGGUAGUAAUACAGCUUAUCCAAUCAAGCAUAGUGAUCAUAGCUAUACAAGAAGUAAAGAUGGAAUCGAUGACAUAAGUCCAAAUCUGGAAACACCAUCUGAUUCGGAUGAAGAAAUCGAUGUUGUAUCAAUUGGUGAUAAAAAACUUCCAACAAAUCCAUCAGACAAAGAUCGCAGAGCCCUACAAACAAAAGUCGCUCAUAAAUUCUCUGCAGCUCGUAUAGUCAAAACACCCGGUGGCAUAAGAACAAUACCACCACGAAGACGUGUCUCUUACGAUUUACCCUACACACCAAAUAGUAGUGUAAGUCCAAUCAAAUCUGGUUCAUCUUUAGCUGCAUCUCGUAAUCCAUCACCAACAAGUACGCCCUACAGCAGUAGUAGUUUAUAUUCUUCAUCAUCAUCGUCAUCAUCAUCCAAAUACCAUCAUCAUCAUCAUAGUUCAUCGUCGUCAAGAAAACGUAUUGCUGCAGCUAAUUGCAGUAGUAUACGAACCGGAGGUGGUGGUAGUGUCAUUAUAAAUGGUUCAAAUUCUGAUGAGUUUAUGCCACCAAGUAAACGUAAUCGUGGUAAAAAACAAAAGAACAACAACAACAACAGUACUACACCCUCAAAUGUAUCAUCAUCAUCAUCAUCGUCAUCACUUAAACGUCAUUACAGUGUUGACGAAGUCGAUACCAUCGAGAAGCGUAAUUUACACAAUGAUAUGGAACGUCAACGACGCAUCGGAUUGAAGAACCUCUUUGAAGCUUUGAAAAAACAAAUACCCAGUAUAAAGGACAAGGAACGUGCACCCAAGGUAAAUAUCCUUAGAGAAGCGGCAAAAUUAUGCGAGAAUUUAACACGUGAGGAACAACAUUUAAGUGAUCAGAAAGAAAUGCUUAAAGAACAGUUGAGAAAACGUCAGGAAAUUUUAAAUCAACUUAGAUCGAAACAAAGAUGUUGAUAAUUUUUAAUUUUUAUUUAAACAAAAAAAUACUAACAAAAAAAAAAUUGUAAAUAUUUAUAAAUAUAAAUGUUUUUUUUUUCUUUUUCUAUAUCACAAAAAAGAAAAAAAAAUAA